UUUAACCACUACGGUUUUAUUGACCAAAGAAAUAAGAAAUUGUAGGAACUAAAGCCAAAGUUCUUUAGACUUUUUUUUAUUAAUACCUGUGGCCAAAGUUUCGUGCAAAACUGCCAGAGAUUGUAAUUCGUUAAAAAAUCACUUCGUCUUUGAUUCAUUCGUAAAGUUUUAGUUAUACAUUACAUAGGUAGGUACCUACCUACUUGAAGUAAAGUUUAAUGUCUUGCAAUAAAAGUGGCCGACCUAAUAAUAACACAAUUAAAAAAUUCAGCCAACCACCAGCGUCUAUGAUUUCGAUAUUACUGAAAAAAAUUAAAGGAAAAGAGUGUAAUUUAGUACCAAUUGAUUUAGAUAAUGAACAUACGAAAGAAUGUGAGCAAAAUAAUAGAGAAUCUGCACAUAAUUUAAAUAUUGAAUUUGUAGAUAUCAAUCAGCAUCACAAUAACAUUAAAUGCCAGAAUUGGUCAAACAGGAGCAACACCAUGAAAGAACACAAGAAACAUCUUAAGAUACACAAAGAGAGACAAUUCUCAUGCGACUAUCCCAACUGUUCAUACUCAUCAAGGUUAACAUCAAAUCUGAUAAAACACAAACGGGUACACACUUCCGAGAAACCCUAUCUAUGUGACCAGUGCUCAUUUAGGUCAAAUUUUAUAAACUCGCUCAAGGUACAUAAAAGAAUUCAUACUAAUGAGAGACCAUAUAGUUGUACCUAUUGCAGUUACCGAUGCAACAGUAGCUCAAAUUUGAAAAAACAUUGCAAACAUCGGCACUUGGACAUUACAAGGAAACUAUGAUGUUCAAUGAAAAUGUCUAGGUAUUUUUGAUAAUUUGUGUGUGUGUGUAAGACAAAUAAAGUGAUCUCAUUCUUUAUUAUUUAUAUUAUGUAAAGUUUAAAUAAAAAUAAAUUUCUUUCAGCAGACUCAGAGACUGAAGAUAAAAUAAAAGUAACAAGUGUUUUAUGUAGUAGUAGAAUAAAAAAAAAUAUACUGACAAUUUAAGUUCCCUUUAAAAAAUAUAUUUUAUUUCAUACUUUUUAAGGUACACACCUACAUAUUAUUCUAUUCAGCAUCAAUUUACCAAAAUUAUUUUUCAGUGAACUUAUACACAGGGAGAAAGAUUCGAACAGGCACAUUUUUAUCUCUUUUUUGCACCAGGGGUUAAGCAAAGAACACUCUCUAUCAGUGCGCUUUCACUCAACGACAUCUAAACUCUUACAAGUUUUAAACGGCUCAACCGAUUUUGAUCAAACAUGUCUAAGAACACUCGCACGAAAGUGACCUUAAAUCCAAAUAAAGAAAAUUGAAAUUGCUUCAUCCUUUUAUGAGCUAUGAUGCCACAGACUUAUUAUACACGUCAAACUUUUAACACCCCCUUUUUUCUGUCGGGCGUUAAUGAUACUGAGAGUAAUAUGUAAGUAACUCACUGAUACAUAGGAAAAAAAAAAACAAAUUUAAAGCAUUUAUUUGUAACCUACAUAAUAUAUUCCUAAAAA
Molecule: messenger RNA, 1495 nt
Organism: Amyelois transitella
Lineage: Eukaryota; Metazoa; Arthropoda; Insecta; Lepidoptera; Pyralidae
Product: zinc finger protein 107-like
Exons: 2
Coding region: 219-797 (192 amino acids)
Biological process (GO): regulation of transcription by RNA polymerase II
Cellular component (GO): nucleus
Molecular function (GO): RNA polymerase II transcription regulatory region sequence-specific DNA binding; DNA-binding transcription factor activity, RNA polymerase II-specific
Source: RefSeq, a predicted model, not a curated record